AUGGCAAAACUCACCAUUUGUUUGCUAUUCAUGUUCUCACUUUCUAUCCUCCUUCCGGGUAGUGUCACGAGUUGUCAACGAUGCUCUAGGGCUAGAGCAUUUGUCAUACUCUCGUGCAAAACUACCCGGUAUCCUAAGAUGUGUGAAAAAUCGUUAUCUAAAUAUGUUAACGCAACUAACUUGAGUCAUCGUCAGUUGGCUCAAAUUGCGUUAAGAGUUAGCUUGACCGAAGCUAGAUUUACUCGAUCCUACUUAAUGAAGAUGGCUAGUAGGCUCAAAAAAGAUCAUUGGAAGGAAUCCCAAGCUAUAGGGGAAUGUAUAGACCAAAUCAACGAUAGUGUUGCACAACUUAGACUCUCACUUAGGGAGCUCAAUAGAUGUAACGAUCAAGUUAGUGUUGAUGAUUUCUUAUGGCAUAUGAGUAAUAUUGAGACUUGGGCUAGUACUGCUCUUACGGAUCAAAUUAAUUGUGCGGCCGUCUUUGAAGGUAAUGCUCGUGGGAAGAUUGUAAGAAGUAGGGUUCGGGCUAAGGUCAAGGAUGUUACUCAAGUUACAAGCAAUGCUUUGGCUUUGCUCAAUCGCUUUGUUACAAGGCAUCGAUUCGCUAGACGAGGGAGCCGUCUUAGUCCGUAACAUUAAUUGAACUUUUUCUACUCUCUUCGUCGUUCUAAAUUUGCUUCUGACAAUAACAUAUCGAGACAACUUGUUAUUGUUAGUAGUAAAAUUACAAAAACGAUGGGAGUAGAUGCUUGAAUGACUUAAUCCCAAAUGUUUGAUAUUUAUUUAUUAAAUAAUUAAUUAGUUUUAUACUUAUGUGGUGUACUUAAUUCUAAUUUCAAGGAUUAC
Amaranthus tricolor (Joseph's coat) is the source of this 846-nucleotide messenger RNA. RefSeq names its product pectinesterase inhibitor 9-like. Gene Ontology annotation, biological process: negative regulation of catalytic activity. Bases 1 to 633 code for a protein of 210 amino acids. NCBI's taxonomy places the organism in Eukaryota, Viridiplantae, Streptophyta, Magnoliopsida, Caryophyllales, Amaranthaceae. Gene Ontology annotation, molecular function: enzyme inhibitor activity. The transcript has a single exon. The record is from RefSeq and is a predicted model, not a curated record.